Messenger RNA from Dichotomopilus funicola, 1581 nucleotides. RefSeq lists its product as uncharacterized. Bases 1 to 1581 code for a protein of 526 amino acids. The transcript is spliced from 4 exons. The record is from RefSeq and is a predicted model, not a curated record. Gene Ontology annotation, molecular function: protein binding; protein-lysine N-methyltransferase activity. Gene Ontology annotation, biological process: peptidyl-lysine monomethylation. NCBI's taxonomy places the organism in Eukaryota, Fungi, Ascomycota, Sordariomycetes, Sordariales, Chaetomiaceae.
AUGCAUCGACCAACAUUACCGAUCCAGGGCCUCCCGGUCUGGGCUCGCCUUAACGGCGUCUCAUUCCACAAUAUUACCGUCGCUAAUACUGAGGGUAAAGGCUACGGCGUGGUGUCCAACACAGAAUUGAAUGCGAGUCAAGAUACGGCUGACGGCCCGGUUCUGCUCUCGGUACCACAUGGCCUUAUUCUGAACGCUGCUGCCGUGGAGGAGUACGCCAAGGAGGAUAAGAGCUUCAAACAGUUGCUAGACGCUGUUGGUCGCAGGUCUUCGCGAGCUGAUGUGUUACUCUUCCUACUCGUCCAGUCGGUCCUCGCCGCUCACCCAAAUCACGCAGGCAGCUUAGGUGUCUCAAACCCGUGGACAGAGUACAUCAAAUUCUUGCCCGAAACAGUCCUCGUCCCCACGCUCUGGACAGAGAAUGAGCGGCUACUACUCCGAGGGACAUCACUCGAGGCUGCCCUCGACGCCAAGAUAUCAUCUCUCGACGCCGAGUUGGGACUGGUUCAGGCGAAAUCAGCACACAUCGUGGCGUGGAACGAUCUGCUCUGGCACGGGGUAGUCCGCGGAAAGGAAGUAGAGGAUCCCUCCCCAGUAGAGUUUACAGACUGGAUCCGGCUCGACGCGCUCUACCGCUCACGGUGCCUCGAACUGCCCCGGUCCGGCGAGUCCAUGGUCCCCUGCAUCGACAUGCUCAAUCACGCCGCCGAACCGUCAGCGUACUACGAGGAAAAUGCCCAAGACGAGGUUGUGCUGCUCCCACGCCCGGGCGUUGCCGUGGCACAGGGUAGCGAAAUCACCAUCAGCUACGGCGCGGGCAAGUCGGCGGCCGAGAUGCUGUUCAGCUACGGGUUUAUCGACCCGUCCUCAAUUACCGAUAGCCUAGUCCUGCCCUUAGCGCCGUUCCCCGACGAUCCGCUUGCAACAGCAAAACUCGUGGCUUUUGGCCAGGCACCCCAGAUCCACGUGGCGCGUGGGCCGCCACCAUCACAGGGGAUCGGGCGGGCCGAGAACGACGAGCAACAGGGGCAACAAAAAGAAGAAGAAGACGGUGACAGUGACAUCCACUGGACGAGCCCGUUUGCGUACUUGAUGUGUAUCAACGAGGAGGACGGGCUCGAGUUCCGCAUCUUACAGCAGACGGACGGCGCACAACAACUCUGUGUCUUUUGGCAGGACGAGGACGUGACGGAGCGGACAGGCGAGUUUGAGGCGUUGGUGCGGCAGCACCCGCUAGCGGCAGUAUUCCGCCUACGCGUCGUGACCGUGGUGCAGGAAGCGCUGCAAACGCAGCUGGAGCGGCUGGGUGAGACAACGGCCUCGGCUUCUUCGAUGGGGGUGGAAAAGUCAUCAGCGUCAACUUCGAUUUCGACACCGCCCAGGACGGAAUGCGUCCGCGCGGCGGCCGCGCUGCGCGAGCUUGAGAUGAACAUUCUCGAAGGCUGCAUCGGGAAGCUGGAAAACGAGAAAAACGCAUUGCUGGGGGAUGACAACGUGGUGGCUUAUCUCGGACUGGCGGAAGUUACCGAAUCGGGACAAGUGGACGACGAAACGUCCAAUGACGCCGGCGAUUUCAGCUGA